GGGGUGUCUGUAUUUGCUUGUUGCAUAGGCAUUGCUCGUUGACAGUGGGCUUGAUACCCACUGGCACCGAAUCCCCUAUGGAUGCAUAGUCAUCUGGGCUUGUUCGGACGUGUUCAGAUCUACGUAUACUUCUUGAAGCUCGUGAUUGUGGCCUGCUGACAAUGGAUGUCAGUUCAUUACAAGCCCUGGAGCAUCUGAUGAAUGAGUUCUUUGCGGCGGGCACCACAAACAGUCGCAAGCAGCAAAUAGAAAAAGCCUUGGAGGAGUUCAGCCAACAACCAGCAGCAUGGAAGAACUGUCUGCUCUGCAUUGCUGGCACAUCCAACCCCUAUGUCAGCAUGUUCUGCAUGACAUCACUCGAGAGUGUGAUCAACAAGCAGUGGCUCGGUCUGAGGUCGGAGGAGCGUGCGGAGAUCCGGGGCUCCCUGUACAGGCUCUGUCUGGAGCGACACCACCUGCUGGCGCCGUACCUGCGCAACAAGGCCGUCAAGCUGGUAGUGGACGUGGCCCGCCUCAGCUGGCCCCAAUUCUACCCUGACUUCUUCAGCAACAUAAUCACUGCCUCAGCCAGUGAACCAACCUAG
Messenger RNA from Pollicipes pollicipes, 584 nucleotides. Its product is annotated as exportin-6-like. Gene Ontology annotation, molecular function: nuclear export signal receptor activity; small GTPase binding. The transcript has 4 exons. The record is from RefSeq and is a predicted model, not a curated record. Gene Ontology annotation, biological process: protein export from nucleus. The coding region runs from base 162 to 584 and encodes 140 amino acids. NCBI's taxonomy places the organism in Eukaryota, Metazoa, Arthropoda, Thecostraca, Pollicipedomorpha, Pollicipedidae.